Myripristis murdjan (pinecone soldierfish) is the source of this 6802-nucleotide messenger RNA. RefSeq names its product tubulin gamma complex component 6 (gene tubgcp6). Gene Ontology annotation, molecular function: microtubule minus-end binding; gamma-tubulin binding. Gene Ontology annotation, cellular component: gamma-tubulin complex; spindle pole; microtubule organizing center. The transcript has 24 exons. The coding region runs from base 571 to 6249 and encodes 1892 amino acids. Gene Ontology annotation, biological process: microtubule nucleation; spindle assembly; cytoplasmic microtubule organization. The record is from RefSeq and is a predicted model, not a curated record. NCBI's taxonomy places the organism in Eukaryota, Metazoa, Chordata, Actinopteri, Holocentriformes, Holocentridae.
GGGAGCCAACGGAAGAUGAAUGAAGUACCAGCUUAGCUGUUAGCCUGCGAGUGCAACUAUAAUUUAUUAACUGACAUUAAUAUGCUGGAGCAGGAAAGUGCGGAUGCAGUGCAAGCAUUUUGGAGCUGCUUCUGAUGGUCCACAUGCUGGAUUGCAUGUGCUAGGCACUUAUGAUAAGCAGGACCGCUAGCUAUCGCUAGCAAUAACGUUAGCUCUCCAGCUAACGUUAGCAUGCGUGGAAAGGAGUCACUUAAAUUGGAUGCAAGGUGGAAACUGUGAACUAACUGAUAUAACACAACCUCUAUAGGAUAAAUAAGAAAUCAUAUCAGUUAGGUAAUGUCAUGUACGUCGCUGACUUGAGUAGUUGGAUUACAGGAGUAGCGUUAGCUGGGAGUCUUGGCCCUACUAGCUCUGCCUCAAGGUGAAUGUACUAAGUAAUAUCAGUAUUUUGGAAAAGACGAGCUAAAUCUUGAGACUCGUCGUUGGAGACCGAGCUCAUCUAUUUCCUGUCGAAAUGCCCGACAUCAUUUUGUUUCACGGACUGAGGUAACAGGGGCACGGCUUUCCAUCAUGUACUCGAGCCCUCAUAUGUCGAUCAUGUCCAGCUGCAACAGCAGCAGCAUCACUGAGCUGCUGGGUGCCCUGUGUGACUGCAGCCUCUCUGGGGUGUCAUGGAAACGCCGGGCCCUGGGGGGACUCUCAAGGGAAGGGGUCCGAAGAGCCCUCAAAAAACGUGCUUAUGGUGCCCUGCUCUCCAAGCUCUUUCAAGAUGGCACGUCUAAAGGAUCUGCCUCAGGACCCUGCACCACAGCAACCACCCCACCCAGAAACAAGGUCCUGAUGAUCUCUUUUGACCUGCGGGUGGCUGGAUGCCAGGAGGAAGCUGAGAGAUUGGAGGAGCAGCUGGGAAGGCUUCCUGAAGGGGCGUCGUCCGGCCUGAAGGAAGUGGAUGCAGUCCUGGAGCUCCUGGUGCAGCUUGCUGGCUCGGCGACCCCACCACCCACCUCCUUUAGCCGGGACUACAUGAGGCGAGAGAGGCCCGUGCUGCGGAGGCCUCCACCCUGGGGCUACCAGAGUGAGGAGCUGCAGCGACUAGAGGCCCGGGCAUGGGGGCUGGUGUGUGGGGAGGAAUGGGGAUCCCUUGGGAGUCUGUGUGGCACUAUGAGGCUGAUGGAUGCCCCCCCAGGCACAGGUUUGCUUGCUCUAAGGACGAGGUUGGAAGUGGAGGAGAGGUUUGAGAAGGAGACCAGGCUGUCACUGUUUGGAGCACUGCAGCACACACGCACCUCAGACAUGGACAUCAGGCUGGACCUGCCUCCUGUUCCUAGUAAUGUUGACGUCACUGGGCUGGCCAUCAGGGUUCCCCACUGUUUGGAUCAAUCUGAGGAUGAGGGCUUCCAGUCAGCUUCCAACCUGACCCCAGACUCCCAGUCAGAGCCUAGCCCCAGUCCAGAGCUUGAUAUCUGGGAGGCCCUCCGCACCUUUGAGCCUGGGAGACGCCGCUGCUGGGAGUCUGUUGGCUGUCCUCCAGGGAAAAGAGAGCUCCCUUAUCUAACUGAGGGAGGCAGGGAGGCCUUCGAUCAGCUUUGUCGGCUAUGGGAGGGGGAGAUGAGGUUGGUGAGCUCUACCAAUGCUUCCCCACUCCUGCCCUUGCCCCUGGACUCCCAGACCCAAUUGGUAACUGACCUCCUGAAUGCACUGAUUGGAGUGGCAUCCACCACCUUCCCUCUCAACCAGUGUGUGCAGUUUGACGUCAGGCCAGGUGUGUGCGUGUCAGGAGCCUCCCCAGAGAGUGUGUCCCGUCUCCUGGGAGAACUGGCCCAGUAUGGUACUUAUUACUUGAGGCUGAGCCGCUUUUCCUUGCAGAGCGCCAACAAGAGAGGCCUAGUCUUUCAGGCUUUUACAGGUGGUCUGAGGAAGUACUUGCAUUACUACAGGGCUUGUGUUCUCAGUACACCGCCCACUCUCAGCCUCAUGACUAUUGGCUUCCUCUUCCGCAAAGUGGGCCGGCAGCUCAGGUACCUGUCAGAACUGUGCUGUGUAGAUGGACCCUUGGGUGUAGGCCAGGCUACUUUCCCUGUGGGUGUGAAGCUGCUGUCCUACCUGUAUAAUGAAGCUCAGAGCAACUGCAGCAAUGAGAACUAUCCAGUGCUGCUGUCGUUGCUCAAGAGCAGCUGUGAGCCCUACACACGGUUUGUGUCUGACUGGGUGUACAGCGGAGUGUUUCGAGAUGUUUAUGGGGAAUUCAUGAUCCAGGUCAAUGAGGAAUACCUCAGCUUCAGAGACAAACACUUCUGGGUUCAGGGCUAUACCCUGAUCUCAAAGGAUGUGGAGGACUGCGUCCCUGUCUUCUUGAGACACAUUGCCAAUGAUGUGUAUGUCUGUGGCAAGACCAUUAACCUGCUCAAGAUCUGCUGCCCACAGCACUACAUCUGCUGGUCGGAGUUGCCAGUGCCACGCAUCGCUGUCACCUUCUCCCUUCAGGAGGUGGAGGAGAUCGAGAGGGACUGUGCAGUGUACCGGGGACGCAUGGAGAGGAUUGCCAAGCACAGCGCCAUCAGCAGGGAGGAGCAGGCCCUGCGCACAGAGCAGGCACGCCAGGAGCUGAUCAAUCAGGUCAGACAGUCAACCGCCAAGACCCUGGAGACCAUCCGUGGGUGCCAGGUGUCGCAGCGUCUGGCCGAGGAGGCCAAGAAGAGGGAGCGCUUUGAGGAGCUGAAACAGCACCUGGAGCAGGAGCAAGAGUGGCGAAAUGCAGCCAAAAAGAAGGAGGAGGAGGAUGACUUCAGCUUUGCCAGAGAACUGAGGGACAGAGAGAAGAGACUGCAAGCCCUGGAAGAGCAACUGGAGCAGAGAGCCAGGAAAGAGCUGAUUGCUCAGUACAGCCGCCUUUCGAAGGAGGCAGCUCACAGAGAGAGACGAGCCAUGUGGAGGGUGCAGCGAAUGAGACUUGACGAGGCUCGAGCUCAGUUCUUCAUGCGUGACAGACAACAGACUCAGGCAAUACUAGAGAAAUAUCCUUUAGGCAAAGAGAGACCUCCCAUGGAAGCACUACAGCAUGCCCUUUCAACACAACAGAAUGCAACACAGGGAGCGCAAGAAUCUCUCUCUCAACAGCAAUGUGACCAGCAAUCAAAGGAGAAGAAUCAAGAAUCCGAUGCCCUGUCACCCCCGUGCGACCUAUCAUCACCUACCCCAACCCCCAGCACAGUAGACCCAGCCCUCAUCUCUGAGGACCUUGAUAUCAAUGAUUUUCUCCCAAAGUCACCAAAACCAGACAGUCGACAAGUAGACAGAGCCCUUCAGGAGAUUGGCUCUGACCUCCCCGAAGUGCUUCCUAAACCUCAACUGGUAGACUAUGACUUCAGUGCCCCCUUUAGUCCACUGGAGGGUAUCGCUGGUCAAGCCUCAGUCCAGCCCAGACCUCGCUGGGGGCCUGCAGUCCAUCCUGAAAUCUGCAGCCCCCCUCCCUCUCUGCCUCACAUCCCCAUAGGAGAGAAUUUGUCUCAAAUUGUGGAGCUUCCCCCCAAAGCCAGCCCCUAUGGCCAAGCCUCUAAAUCCAGCCUCCCCCUAGGCCAGCAUACCCCAGAGGUAUCCUUCAGUAUACCUAAAGAUAAUGCUUAUGGACAUCCCUCACAAGAGUCUGUGCAGUUGGUGGAUAGGAGUGAUGCAAUGACAGACAGCAAGCAGAAAGCACUUGCACCUGCACUGGAACAAGAAAUGCCUCUAACUGUAAAGGAGGAGGUGGAAAGUGUGAAGGAGGAAAAACAAGAAGAGAAAUCUGCUAAAAGAGAUAGUGUGGUUGAAGAAGUGACCCCCUGCCCUUCUGUGGAGGCUGCACCAUCCUCCUCACCAGAGCACAGCACUGAAAAUGGAAAUGAUGAAGUACUGACCCCUCCCUCUGACUCUGUUGGGGUCAAGCCCCUUGCAGCAGACACUCUAACUGACACCUCAGAUGCUCAUGGCGAAGUCAGGGGACAUAUUUCUGAAGUGAUCAGUCAUCCUCCAUUGCCAAAUGUUCACAGUCACAUGUCCAGUGCACACCUAAAGGUUGGAGAGCUAGUGUCCAAUGUGGCUGCUCCUCAGAUUUCACCCAACAUCCACGGUCAUUCUUCUGAUGCUCACAUAAAGGUUGGACAUUUUGUAUCAGAGGUAACCGCUCCUCUGCCCUCUCCUAACAUCCAUGGCCAUGCCUCAGAUGCACACAUCAAGAUCGGAGAACAUGUUUCAGAAGUGAAAGCUCCUCUAUCUUCCCCCAGCGUACAUGGUCACUCUUCUGACGCUCACAUAAAAGUUGGGGAAAAUGUUUCAGAAUAUAUUGCUCCUGUACCCACUCCAAAUAUCCAUGGUCACGCCUCAGAUGCCCACAUUAAAGUGGGUGAACAUGUUUCAGAUGUGGUUGCCAUCCUGCCCUCCCCAAGCAUUCAUGGUCAUGCAUCUGACGCCCAUAUCAAAGUUGGCGAAAAUGUUUCUGAAUUUGUUGCCCCCCUUCCUACACCAAAUAUCCAUGGUCACUCAUCUGAUGCUAACAUCAAAGUGGGUGAGUUUGUGUCCAACAUACCUGAAGCAAGACCUCGUUGGAAUAAGCAUGGGCACGCGUCAGACUGUACCCUCCAGGUAGGGUGUGUGGUAUCUGGAACUGAACCGGCCUUGACCCCUUUACCUGGAAGCACUUACGGUCACUCCUCUGACUCGAAUUUAGGCAUUGGGUGUGUGGUUUCGGGACCCGAACACCAGCUGUCACCUUUACCUGGCAGCACCUAUGGCCACGCUUCAGACUCAACUUUAGGCAUUGGAUGUGUAGUAUCCGAAGCUGAGCCACUUCCAUUGCCACUACCAGGCAGUGCUUAUGGCCACUCAUCAGACUCCUCACUAGGAGUUGGAUGUGUGGUAAAGGGCAAAGGCGAUGAAGACCAGCAGAGACUUAAACACAACCAAGAUAGUCAAGGUUGUGAAUCAGCGAGCCCUGGUGAGCAGCUGGCAGAGGGCGCAGGGUCCUGGGCAGCCGGCUGGGGUUUGUCCCCUGGAGAAAGGUCUGAGCAGGAAUAUCUCAUGUCCUUGUCUGCCCAGUACCAGGUGGAACAGUAUGAAGACUGCUACAACCUCAUGUCUUCAUCCCCAGACUGUCAACUGCUGAAGCAGGUGACACGGGGUCCCUUGGGCCUUCCCAUGGACCCGACCCUCCACAGGGCCACGGACACCACUGCUGUCCAGCUCAGCGAGAUGGUUUCCCUGCCAGUCCUGAUGAAACACUCUGUCACAACCCCGCUCAUCACACAUGUAUCUUUGGUGAACAAAGCGGUGGUGGACUACUUCUUUGUGGAGUUAGGGGUGGAGAGACACUUUGAGGCGCUGCGCCACUUCCUGCUGAUGGAGGAUGGCGAGUUCGCUCAGUCCCUCAGCGAUCUGCUCUUUGAAAAGCUGGGCAGCGGUCAGACUCCGGGAGAGCUGCUCACCCCCUUGGUCCUGAACAACAUUCUCAGCAAGGCCCUCCAGUACAGCUUGCACGGCGACAGCGCCUUGGCCACCAACUUCACCUUUGCCCUGCGCUUCCUCCCCGAGACCUUCCACCCCCAUGCGCCUGACUCCCUCAACUGCCUGGAGCUGCGCUACAAGGUGGACUGGCCGUUGAACAUCAUCAUCACAGACAGCUGUAUGAACAAGUACAACCGUCUGUUCUCCUUUCUGCUGCAGCUCAAACACAUGGUGUGGAGCCUCCGUGAUGUCUGGUUCCACCUCAAGAGAACAGCACUGGUGAAAGGCGCAGGCCGCUCAGUGCAGUUUCGCCAGCUGCAGUUGUACAGGCACGAGAUGCAGCACUUUGUCAAGGUGAUCCAAGGUUACAUCGCCAAUCAGAUCCUGCAAGUGUCCUGGAGUGAGUUUGCAGCCAAGCUAGCCACAGCCAGUGACCUGGACGCUAUCCACCGCACACACGCAGACUACCUCAACAGAGCCAUCUUCAGGGGUUUGCUAACGGAGAAAGCCGCUCCGGUCAUGAACAUCAUCCACAGCAUUUUCAGCCUGAUCCUCAAGUUCCGUGCCCAGUUGAUCGCACAGCCCUGGGACAGCCAGCAGGGGGAGGCAGUGCACCCCAGCUUCAUCGCCAUGCAGCAGUCCUACAACACCUUCAAGUAUUAUUCUCACUUCCUCUUCAAAGUGGUGACCAAACUGGUAAACAGAGGCUACCAACCUCACUUAGAGGAUUUCCUGCUCCGCAUUAAUUUCAACAACUACUACAAAGACUCCUGAUCUGUGUGUGUUUUACAUGAGCAGAGUUUCACUGUUUGACAUGAUACAGGCCAUUUGGAGGGCACUUUUAUCCAACGAGCCUUGGAUUGGCUCUAGUGACAUGCUCUACCCAUUGAGCUAUACAGGACCAUUUGCUUUGUGUGUAUUACAAUCAGAAUCCCCUCUGUGUGUCUGUAAGACAUCAAUAUAUGGAUAACCAGGCUUAUAUGAUAAGCUGGGCUCUUUUCUGGUUGCCAUUUCAGUGUGCAAAGUGUGCUUUGUAGAACAGCUGUUUUGUUGCAUGGAUUUAACAUGGAAAAUCCCUUUAGCUAAUCAACUUGAGGCAACGCACAGGUCACAGUGAGGUCUCCAAGCAAGUCGGAAUGCCUUUAAAAUGUUGCACAGUGCUGUCAAAGUUUGUGCUGUCGACACAGACAGUUAAUGCCAAAUGUAAUGACUCCCAUGCUCAGGUGUGCCUCCUGCUGUAUUGUUUUUUUUAGUGCUAGCCACCUAGAGGCUGUGUGUAAAUUUAAGUGUUUACAUAUGUAAAUAAAAAUGUUAAUUUUUAUGUUUA